Molecule: messenger RNA, 4787 nt
Organism: Motacilla alba alba
Lineage: Eukaryota; Metazoa; Chordata; Aves; Passeriformes; Motacillidae
Gene: SESN2
Product: sestrin 2
Exons: 10
Coding region: 1470-2891 (473 amino acids)
Biological process (GO): cellular response to leucine starvation; cellular response to L-leucine; negative regulation of TORC1 signaling
Cellular component (GO): nucleus
Molecular function (GO): oxidoreductase activity, acting on peroxide as acceptor; L-leucine binding
Source: RefSeq, a predicted model, not a curated record
GUCCUGCAGCUCUGUGGGGUGUGACAGUGCCGAAGGAGCAGGUGAGAUGCUGGCCUGGGGUGACAGAGGCUAAACCAGCCCCUCUGACCCCUGGUCACCAAGGGGCCACGUUCCCUUGGAUCGGAUUAAAUGAAGCCCCUGAAUUGUGCCUCUGAAGUGACACCAGUGGAAAUACAGAAGUGGAAACCUUGAGGUGGCCAAAGGCACCCAGACUCCGCAGCCUCAGCACAGAGCCGUGUUUGCAAAACACCCUAAAAAUAGCCCCAGGAAGGGACAAGGACCAGGAGCAAUGACAGGGACGUUUCUAACUGGCUGUGCCCUGCUCCGUGACGAGGCUGGGCCUGUGGGCUGUGCUGAGGGUGGCUGUUCAGCCGUGGGCUGUGGGCUGUGCGCUGGCACUGCAGUGCCAAGGAGCACUGACGUUCCCCUGCUGGCAGGAGCUCAGCCCAAGCCAGAGGAGGCUGUUGCCAGGAGAAUCCCGAGUUGUUUGUGCAGUGACUCCUCUUUGCUGGGCUUGGCUGUGCCGGGCUGUCAGGCAGCACCAGACUGGUACCAGUGCUGUGUCUGGGACAGCCCAUGGUUGUGAGGGUGGGUUUUUAUCCCUUCUUUUCACCUUUUUUUUCCUCCUGUCCCUUUGGAUAAACAGCAAACCCAGUAAAAGAGUCAGAGAAUCCCAGACCAUUUUGGUUGGAAGAGAUAUUAAAGCUCAUCUCGUUCUGCUCCCCUCCGAUGAGCAUUUCCACCAUCCCAGGUUGCUCCAGCCCUGCCAGCUUGGCCUUGGACACUUGCAGGGAUGCAGGGGCAGCCACAGCUGCUCUGGGUACCCUGUGCCAGGGCCUCCCCACCCUGACAGGGAAGAAUUCCUUCCCACUAUCCCAUCUAUCCCUCCCUUCUGGCAGCGGGAAGCCAUUCCCCCAUGUCCUGGCACUCCAGACCCUUUUCCCAAGUCCCUCUCCAGCUCUCUUGGAGCCCCUUUAGGCUCUGGAAUGGGCUCUAAGGUUCCCCCAGAGCCUCCUCCAGGCUGAACACCUUCAGCUCUCCCCGUCUUUCUCCAGUGCAGAGUGGCUCUUGCCCUCUUUGGAGCAUUUUGGCCUCCUCUGGGCUCGCUCCAGCAGUUCCAUAUCCUGCUGAUGUGGGCCAGCGGAGCGGGGCCGGGGUGUUCGCUCGGGGUGCUUCCCUUGGCCCGGGACGCGCUCCCGGGUCGGGCGUGCGGCCGCUCCGGGUAGACCUGGUGUCUGCGCGCUGGCCACGCCCCGCGCCGUCAUUGGUCUGAUUAUUGUAGGGAGGGCACGUUCGCGAGCUCCCAUUGGUCGAGGCGGGCCGGGGGCGUGUCCCCGCCCGUGCUAUGUAAGCGCGGCGGGCGCGGGUUCCGGGGCCGCUGCGGAGCGCGGGGGGCCCGGGGGGACACCGGGGGACACCGGGGCUGUCCCGGGCUGUCCGGGCUGUCCCCACCGCCCAGCCCCAGCGUGAUGCUGGUCGCCGGCUCGCCGUGCAGCCGCGCGGGGCCGGAGGAGCACCGGGGCUGCGGGGCCCGGCGGGGCGGCCAGGAAAGACGAAUCGAGGCUGCCCGGCAGCUGGCGAGGGGCCCCAGCGCCUUCAUUCCCCUGGGAGAGGUCCCGCAGGAGGGCGGGGAGAGCAGCCUGCACCCGCUCCUCGAGGCCUUCGUCUCAGCAGGCAGGGUGGACCACGUCGCCAUGGUCAUGGGGCUGCACCCCCAGUACCUCAGCAGCUUCUGGAAGACCCAGUACCUGCUGCUGCGCAUGGACGGGCCCCUGCCCUACCACAAGCGCCACUACAUCGCCAUCAUGGCAGCAGCCCGGCACCGCUGCUCCUACCUGGUGGGCUUGCACAUGGGGGAGUUCCUGCAGGUGGGGGGCGACCCCGCGUGGCUGCGGGGGCUGCACUGUGCCCCCCAAAAACUCCGGAACCUCAAUGAGAUCAACAAGCUGCUGGCACACCGGCCCUGGCUCAUCACCAAGGAGCACAUCGAGGCUCUGCUGAGGCCGGGGCAGGACAGCUGGUCCCUGGCAGAGCUGGUGCAGGCGCUGGUGCUCCUCACCCACUACCACUCGCUCGCAUCCUUCGUCUUCGGCUGCGGCAUCAAACCCGAGGAGGAGCAGGACGUGGGGAGCAGCUGCUGGGCCCCCUCACCCCACAGCGACAGCAGCCCUGCCUCUGGGGACAGCACGGGGGGCUCUGGGGGCACGGAUGCCGUGCAGGAGGUGGAGGUGCUGAUGGAGAGGAUGAAGCUGCUGCAGGAAAACCAGCUGGAGGAGGAAGGAGUCUCACAGGAGGAGAUGGCGACGCGCUUCGAGCUGGAGAAGACGGAGAGUUUCCUGGUCCCUUCCUCAGAUAUUUUGGAUCCCUCCCUGCAGUCCAACAUCCGCUGCUUCCUGGAGGACCCUGAAUUCGGGUACAAGGACUUCACACGGAGGGGGGAGCAGGCCCCCCCCACUUUCCGUGCACAGGAUUACACCUGGGAGGACCACGGCUACUCGCUGAUCAACCGCCUGUACCCAGACGUGGGGCAGCUCCUGGAUGAGAAGUUCCAGGUGGUUUACAACCUGACCUACAACACCAUAGCCAUGCACUGUGGCGUGGACACCUCCGUGCUGCGCCGGGCCAUCUGGAACUACGUCCACUGCGUCUUCGGCAUCCGCUAUGAUGACUACGACUACGGGGAGGUGAACCAGCUCCUGGAGCGCAACCUAAAGGUCUACAUCAAGACAGUGGCCUGCUACCCAGAGAGGACGACCAAGCAGAUCUACGCACAGUUCUGGAGGCACUUCAAGCACUCAGAGAAGGUGCACAUCAACCUGCUCCUGCUGGAGGCACGCAUGCAGGCGGCUCUGCUCUACGCCCUCCGGGCCGUCACCCGCUACAUGACCUGAGCUCCUCUGCUCCUGCUCCUGCCCUGGCUGUGCGGGAACGGCCAGGGGGCAGCUGCAACCCUGGGAAUCCCACUGGAGUAUUGUCUCCCUGCUUCACGGGCUCAGAGCCGUGGGAGCAAAGUGGGAGCUUCCCUGCGCUCUCUCCCCGGAGAGGGGAGCCCCCGGGAAGCUGGCGGGGCUGGGCAGAGCCCCCGUGCUGCCCUGGGCUUGCCAGAGCUGCCAGUGCUCCACUGCUCCGUGCCUUUCUGGGGCUGCCCCCAGUGAAGCCAGACUGGGGUGUCUGUGGCUGCAGGGCUGGUGUCACACCCCUGUGACGUGUCCUGGCACCAAGGCUGCCACCGAAGAGGACUGUCCCCCUGCCAGAGAUGGCAGAGGACAUCAUGGGCUUCAUCCCUGCCUUUUGGGUGCUGCUGUGCUGGGACACACAGCUGCUGGUGGGGUGCUGCCCAGGCACCCCUCCCCACCUUUCUGCCUCAUCCCCUGCAGUUUGGGAUGUGAAGUGCCUUUAAGCUAAGUGCCAGGGCAGGAGCAGGGAAAGGGAAAGAAUACCUGAGUGUUUUACACCUUUUUGCAUUGUUUUCCAACCACUGGCACAUCUCCACUGCCUCAGCUUCAGGGGCUGGGCUGGGGAGCUGUGCUGGGGCGCAAGGCUCCCUCAGCCCCUCUCCGGCUGCGAGGGUGGCAGGGCGGGAUGGGCUGGCCUCGGCUUCAUCGGGAUCUGCCAGAGCAUUCCCAGCAGCACGUGGAGGUGCCCGCUGGGGAGCGGGAUCCAGGGCCAGCAGCAUCGCCACCCUUGGCUGGGCUGUUGAAUGAGAGCUCCAGUUAAGUUAUUUCUAGUUUUUUUGGAUAUAUUAACUCCUGACGAGGCAUGGGUAUGCCUCUGUAACUUUGCUAUUAAUCUUGUUUGAAAAAAUAAAAUAAUUAUUUUUUAAUUCUUUUUCACUUUCUCCUUGGUCAGCCCAGGGGCUAUUCCUGUGUGGCAGGCGCAGAGUGCAGGGGUCCUGCUGCUCUGGGACUCCCCAGGAGCAUCCCCCAGUUGUCCAGGGAGGAGGUGGGAGGUCUGAGUACCCCCAUUUGCCCGAGGGGGAUGGGUUUGACUGCAGUGAAGUCUCUUUGUGGUGACUGCUCCCAGUCUUCCCAGGCUGUAGCACCUUCCCGGGAAGCCAGGCUUCAGGCACGGCGCUCAUCCCGCGGUGUGUGUCCCCCGGGAUGCUCUGAGCCCUGCAGUGGUGCCGGGGGCACAGCAGGACACCCCAAGCCCUGCAGUGGUGCCGGGGGCACAGCAGGACACCCCAAGCCCUGCAGUGGUGCCGGGGGGCACAGCAGGACGCCCCAAGCCCUGCAGUGGUGCCGGGGGGCACAGCAGGACGCCCCAAGCCCGUGGCGUGGAGCCCAGAACUAAUCAGGGCGAGGGCAGGAGCCCCUGGCAGCUGCUGAUAAGCUCCUGGGGAGGGGCAGCCCUGCAGGGAAGGCUCUGCCCCGUGUGCCCCAGGAGCUGAGCCUGGCUCUGGGGCUGCUCGGGACCCUCGGGGGCCCUGCCCUGCUGCCCCUGAGCAGAGGGGCUGGGAGGGACACCUGGCGAGGGUGUGCUGGGGUGGCAGGGCAGAGUCCCUGCUUUGGGGAAAGAGGCUUGAGGGCAGCUGGUUUUGGGAAACUGAGGCAGGAGGACAGGGCUCCCUGGGCUUUGCUGUAGUGCCAGAGGUCCUGGUGGAGAUAAGAGCCCCACAAAGUGCUGUUCUUUCAGGGGGACUGGGGCGCCUGGGGAGCUGAGCCAGCCCUUGGGUCUCCUUCAGCUCACACCCUGGGUCACGGCAUCACUUCACCCCCCUUUGUUUUUUCAGUCAGUCAUAAUUAUAAACCAAUAAUAAACCAAUAAAUUCCUCGUCUGGUGCAUAA